This is a messenger RNA of Fulvia fulva, 1812 nucleotides long. RefSeq lists its product as uncharacterized. The transcript has a single exon. The record is from RefSeq and is a predicted model, not a curated record. NCBI's taxonomy places the organism in Eukaryota, Fungi, Ascomycota, Dothideomycetes, Mycosphaerellales, Mycosphaerellaceae. Bases 1 to 1812 code for a protein of 603 amino acids.
AUGUCGUCGAUAUUCGAUAUCUUCAAUCAGUCUCGCCAGCCGGACUUGCCACUCAAGCACAACACAGAGCGGAUCGAGAUUCCGACCAGACGCCUUGUGGCUCAAGAUGCUGCAAACCCGUCUAUCGUGAGCUUGGGGCAUGAUCUUAUCGUUAUGAUUCUGCAAGUGCUGCAAGAUGCUCAUCCUCCAUCGAUGCGUAGCGUCAAGCAAGUGAGCUCAAACUUUCACCACUUGGCAGCGUACAUCGCAUGCAACACACUCAAGCUUGACUUGUCACUGAAAGCGUCAGUGGCUACAAGCGACAGACUCUUGAGGCUUGAGCAACGUGGGCUUCUUGCCGCUAUUCAUCGUAUCGAAGUCACUGCGACAGAUGACGAACUUGCUCAACCAAUGCCCCCCAGCAAUGGAAAUCAUUUCGCUAAGCAGGACGAUUGCAAGGUCAUGUACUUGAUGCGUCGCCUUCUUCUACUCAUGACAGGUCUCACAGAUCUCCAUUGGCCGAACGAGAGCAUCUCGCCUGCUACACUCGCUAUACUGAAAGGCCGAGCGGUGCGUCUUCACGUCAAGGCCGACUCUUACGCGACCAACAACUUGGAUCGUCUGAUUGACUGCUCUAAUCUACACUCACUCAGUGUCCACCAAAAUUAUGCAAGCGCCCGAGACUGUCUGAAGAUCACCGGGCCGCUCAAAGCAGUCCUUCUGUCUUGCAAGAACCUACGACACCUUUCAUUUGACAUAUCGCAGCCUUCGUCUGGGUGUGUAGUUUAUUCUGUGCCCACUGAGUACUGUGGCAUGGGUUUCGUUGACGGAGAGAAGCCUCCAGCACUUGAGUCGUUGAAUGUCUACAGCUACCCUUUUAGACGGCAGCAAGAGGACGGUGAUGACGAUGACGACGACUAUCAAUUCUCAGUGGGAUACCCUGGAAGAGGAACCGAGCAAGAGUACUGGAUCGAGAACUUUGAUUGGUCGCGACUACGAGUGCUCGAAGUCAAUGAUGCAUCGCUCGCUCUCGGCCUGAUGUCGAAGUUGCCAAUGUUAGAAGAAGUCAGUCUGAAGCAUGUGUACCCGCCUGCGGCCAUCAAAGAAUUCUAUUCGGGAGUUCCAACCUCCCUCAAGAGCAUAGAAGCCCAGAAGCUUUCAUCUGUCGGCCUUGCUGGCAUCGUGAGGCAUGGAAGCGCAUUACGAAAGCUACAGCUACAUCAGCACGAAGGAUGGAACAGGGACUGGAAAGAAGAAGCAAUCGACAACUCUUCACUGAUGAAGGUUCGUGACGAGUGCCCCUUUAUUGAAGAACUGCACCUCGACAUUGGCAGAUCUGGAGAAUGGCCUUUCGACAUCCUGGACACCAUCGCUACCUUUCCUGCCCUACGCAGCCUCACAAUCUGGUUGGAGCUCGGAAUGGGCAAGGACGAAGAGCUCGCCACUCCAAAAGUAACAUUCUCCAGCGUCGAGGAUAUCUUCAAGUACCUGCGACAACGCUCGCCAACCCAACCUUCAAAACUGCGAGAACUUCAGGUCUACUCAGGCUCGCCUCCGGGUCUUGGCCAUGGAUAUCCUUCUGCGAUGGCCUUCUGGCCACAGUACAACAGCAUGCACUUUCGCUGUAGCUUGAGCGAGCGCGAUGAUGAAGCUGCGUUGGGGAUCUACACGACUGAGUGCCCUGAGCUGGGAGCACAGGCUAAUGAGUACCUGAGAGGCGAACGUGAGACCUUCACGCCGAGUGGGGAAUAUGGGUUCAUGGAUGAUACGGAACAAGUGGAGGUCGCGAAAGAUGGGCCGAAGUCUAGGGAUGAAUGGAAAGCGCAUUAUUGA